This is a messenger RNA of Setaria italica (foxtail millet), 375 nucleotides long. Its product is annotated as glycine-rich protein 23-like. The transcript has a single exon. The record is from RefSeq and is a predicted model, not a curated record. The coding region runs from base 1 to 375 and encodes 124 amino acids. NCBI's taxonomy places the organism in Eukaryota, Viridiplantae, Streptophyta, Magnoliopsida, Poales, Poaceae.
AUGCAGAGCGCGAGGAGGGCGAGCCCCGUGGCGAGGCAGCACAACCGGCGGCACGAGCACGGGCUGCCCCGGCGGUGGUGGCGCUGCUGCUGCCGGUACCGCGGCUUCCGCGCGCCGCCAGGGGGAGGCGGGUACUGGCGCGCCGGCGGCGGCUUGAGCGGGAGCACCUGCGGCGGCGGCGCGAGGGAGGGCUUCUUGAAAGGCGGCGCGGGCCUGGAGCCGUUGGUGGCGGGAGCUGGCGUGGGCGUGGGCCUCACCGCCGCGGCUGGCGCCUUGGGCGGCGGCGGCCUCGGCUUGGGCGGCAGGGGCGGCUUGGGCUUGGGCGGCAGAGGCGGCUUCUCGGCCAUCGUGGAGGACGCGCGCGGCGGCGGCUAG